This is a messenger RNA of Andrographis paniculata, 1447 nucleotides long. RefSeq names its product mitochondrial carnitine/acylcarnitine carrier-like protein. Bases 304 to 1197 code for a protein of 297 amino acids. Gene Ontology annotation, biological process: mitochondrial L-ornithine transmembrane transport. The record is from RefSeq and is a predicted model, not a curated record. The transcript has 3 exons. Lineage: Eukaryota; Viridiplantae; Streptophyta; Magnoliopsida; Lamiales; Acanthaceae. Gene Ontology annotation, molecular function: L-ornithine transmembrane transporter activity.
UUCUUUCAUUGUCCCCCUCCCUUCUUCAUUUCUUAUCACUCACUCACUCACUCUAACACCAACGUACGAACGCCUUUGUUCUUGGAACUGUCGUCGCCAAUCCGCCCGCGCGCCGCCCCUCUCUUUCCUUUUUUGAUUUAAACCAAAAAAAAAAAACUGACCUGAUUUGAUCUGUUCCCCUUUUAUUUAGGUUAGGUUUGGAUUUGGUGUUCAUCGAUCCCUCCCUAAUCUGUGGUUUGGUUUCAGAUCGCAGAUUGUAUUUGUUUAAUCUCUCUUAUUGCCUGCCAAAAAAAAGAGAGAAAGAUGGGUGAUGUAGCUAAAGAUCUCGCGUCGGGGACUGUUGGAGGGGCGGCGCAAUUGGUCGUCGGGCACCCUUUCGACACGAUCAAAGUGAAGCUCCAAAGUCAGCCAGCGCCAUCUCCCGGGCAGCUUCCAAAGUACUCAGGCGCGAUCGACGCCGUUAAGAAAACAAUAGCUGCGGAAGGGACCGGCGGAUUGUACAAGGGGAUGGGAGCUCCGUUGGCCACCGUCGCUGCGUUCAACGCCGUGCUUUUCACCGUUCGAGGUCAAAUGGAAACGUUGUUGAGGUCUGCACCCGGUGCUCCUCUAACCGUCGACCAGCAGUUCGUCGCCGGCGCCGGAGCUGGCGUCGCCGUCUCCUUCUUGGCUUGCCCGACGGAAUUGAUCAAAUGCAGAUUGCAGGCGCAAAGCGCACUCGCGUCGUCCGGCCCGGGUACAUUGGCUGUGAAAUACGGUGGGCCGAUGGACGUGGCGCGGCAAGUCCUCCAAUCGGAAGGCGGCGCGAGGGGUCUCUUCAAAGGGCUUUUUCCGACGAUGGCGCGGGAAGUCCCCGGGAACGCGGCGAUGUUCGGCGUGUACGAAGCCGUGAAGCAAUACAUUGCCGGCGGGACGGAUACGUCGAGCUUGGGACGAGGGUCGCAGAUUUUGGCCGGAGGGGUCGCCGGAGCAGCAUUUUGGAUGUUGGUUUACCCGACGGACGUGGUGAAGAGCGUGAUUCAGGUUGACGAUUACAAGAACCCGAAGUUCUCGGGGUCGUGGGACGCAUUCCGGAAGAUCGUGAAAUCGGAAGGGGUGAAGGGGCUUUAUAAGGGGUUCGGGCCGGCGAUGGCGCGAAGCGUGCCGGCGAACGCGGCGUGUUUCUUGGCGUACGAGAUUACGAGGUCUAGUUUGGGGUGAAUCUGGAGGGCACGUCUGUCUGGGCGUCUCGCGUCGGAUCGUCCCGAGCUCGAAGGAAUUAACUCAUUGAUUAUUGCAUUGUUGUAUGAGAACCAUUGAUCACAAACUUUGUUGACUGCAAGCAUGUUUAUGUACUUAGUUAAGGGUGUGUUCUUUUAUUGAAUUUUUAUUUUAUUUUGUUGUUAUUUACAUCGUACUUGCAUGGUCAUACAUGAUUUCUCUAUAGUGUAAUUUAUCUUGUCUCUUCUAA